This is a messenger RNA of Cylicostephanus goldi, 321 nucleotides long. The record is from the annotation of a GenBank genome assembly. NCBI's taxonomy places the organism in Eukaryota, Metazoa, Nematoda, Chromadorea, Rhabditida, Strongylidae.
AUUGACUUCCACAUUGGCCUCAACCUUUCCGAAGAGUAUCGUGUUGCUCGUAUAGCUCCAAUCAAGAUCUCAGAACGAUUUAUGGAGAUCUUUCUCAAAUUUCGUUCCGCAUUGAAGUUUUUGAGAUACAGUUUUGCAGACAAGAAAUCUUCAGUCAAAGCUGUUAACAACCCUUCGUGGAUAGAAGUGUCUCCGCAAUGUUGUACGACGAAUGAUCCUGAACAACAUGCAAUAGAGCAAGCGGCGUGGCUUGGAGUGGGAAAUGCACGCUCAUUAGCGCAAUUAUUUGAUCUGGUAAUACAAGUAUUUUUGGGAAAGUAG